AUAUACUUGAAUCAAAGAAUAAAGAAAAUAAUAGUUUAAAUAAUAGUUUUUAUAAUAGUCUUGAUGAUAAUUUUGAUAAUGAAUGUUCUGAUGAUGAAUCAAACAAUGAAUUAGAUAAUGAGUUAAAUAAUAAAAUAAAUAUUGAAUUGGAUGAGUCAGACAAUAAAUCAAAUGAUGAAUUAAAUAAUAAAUUAGAAGAUAAAUUAAAUAAAGAACUAGAUAGUGAUGAGUUAGAUAAUAAAUUGCAACUUGUAAUUAUUUAG
Molecule: messenger RNA, 263 nt
Organism: Dentiscutata erythropus
Lineage: Eukaryota; Fungi; Glomeromycota; Glomeromycetes; Diversisporales; Gigasporaceae
Source: the annotation of a GenBank genome assembly